This is a messenger RNA of Micropterus salmoides (largemouth bass), 1014 nucleotides long. RefSeq names its product A kinase (PRKA) interacting protein 1 (gene akip1). The record is from RefSeq and is a predicted model, not a curated record. NCBI's taxonomy places the organism in Eukaryota, Metazoa, Chordata, Actinopteri, Centrarchiformes, Centrarchidae. Gene Ontology annotation, biological process: regulation of non-canonical NF-kappaB signal transduction. Gene Ontology annotation, cellular component: nucleoplasm. The coding region runs from base 205 to 732 and encodes 175 amino acids. The transcript has 5 exons.
UGUCAUUUGAAAGUAGCACAGCCUGACUGUGACAGCUGAACUUAGCAAGAGGAGGUUCCUAAAAGUGAGCGCUACAUGCAGGUUUACUGAAGACGCGUCGGUUUCUCUGAAAGCCUGGAUUUAUGUUUGUGUUUACUCGCUGAGCGCCCAGCUGUCCAUGCGCUGAACAGGUGAAGGGCAUCUGAGUUUAACUUCGACUUGUGCAUGGCUAACCAAGCCUGGCUGGAGUCUUCUCUGCGGCGCUCUGCCAGUCUGGGCCUGGAGGUGCUGGAGCGGGCCUCCAGGCGGAGUGUAGACUGGACGAGCACUAGAGCAUCCCAGACACCCACCACUACAGAUGAAGACAUACAAAUCCCAGCAGUUAAGAGAACACACACAGAGCUUGAUGACGUCUUUGCAACCAUCGCACAGUUCAUGGAACAAACAACCUAUCAGUGCAAGAGGUUUUAUGAGUCUGACUGUUGCACUGAGCCCACUGACACUGAGAGGAGUCAUGUGUCCAGGUUUCACAGACGAUCAGCUGCUGGGAUGACAACACCUGCACUGUCAACCAGAAAACAUGUAAGGGCUCCAUACAGCAAAGGCCGUGUGUCGGCGGCAGGUGAAGAUUUCUACAUUGAGCUUUCACCAGGGACGUACGCUAUCACUGCCAGCAUGCCAGAGUCACAGCAGCAGACUCAACUGGUCAGCAUCAAAGCUGGAGAGAGUAUCAACCUCACCUUUGAUCUCUGACACCUCACCCUUAAACCUCAAUAACAAAACUGAGCAAUGUUAAGGCUGUUUGUGUGUUUAUUGCGUGUUUUUACACUGAUUUUGCAAGUUUACAUUUUAUUUAGCUAUGAACAUUUUAAUUUGCUGCAUAUUGAGAAGCCAUAUUGUUACUGCAUUUUACUUGAGUAUAUUUUUAUGAAGAUUGUAUGUCCAAACUUUGCCCUAGAACAUCAUGUAAUGCACAGUAUUUUACCUGCACUAAUGCCGCACCACUGUAUUAAAAUAAAGUAUUUUUUAAAUCAG